Rotaria sp. Silwood2 is the source of this 624-nucleotide messenger RNA. Lineage: Eukaryota; Metazoa; Rotifera; Eurotatoria; Philodinida; Philodinidae. The record is from the annotation of a GenBank genome assembly.
AUGUCUGAUAUUCGUCGUGAUCGUGAAAAACCUUUCUCAGUAUCAAAAUGUUCAUCAAUGAAUGAACGUCAAAAUAGUAAAGAUGAUUAUGAAAAUAAUCAUCGUAAAAGAACAAAUUCAAAUAGAUCAGAUAAUCAUUCAGAUUGUCAAAGAACUUCAAAUAUUGAUUCGAAAGUUUAUAUUGGAAAUGUUCCGACAGAUAAUUUAACUGAUAGUGAAUUACUUGAUUUUUUUAAAUCAUUCGGCAAAGUUUCAGAUAUUCGAGUCUAUAAAGGUUAUAUGUUUGUGCAAUAUGAUAGAAUAGAAGAUGCUCGAAGAUUAAUUAAACAAGGUGAAACAUGUUUACUACUUAAAGGAAAUAAACUUGAUGUUUUACCAGCAAUGGAUGUUAGUCGAAAGAGUAGACAAUUAUCCUUAAAUGAAAGAUCAUCAAAAGAUCAUCAAAGCUUUCGAGAGGAUUCAUCAAGAGAUUCUCGUCGACAUUCUGAUUACGAUCGACAAUCAUCAAAUUAUGAACCUCCUAGAAAACGAUAUUCAUCAAAACAUCAUUUAGAUGAUAAUCAUCAACACAGAUCGAAUUUUACUAAUAAUAAUUCAAAUAAUUAUCGGUUAGUUUUUUUUUAA